AUGCCCGACGGCGGCCCACGAGGCGGCGUUGAGUGGCCGAGCAGAAGCCGCCUGCCGAGCCCUGGCACAGAGGAGCUGCCGCUGCCCGCUGCACCCAUGGCCCAGGUCCAAGCGCCGCCGCCGCCGCCCUCUGGCCGCGCCGCCGCCCAUCGGGAUCUCGCUGCAGUGCUGCCCUCCCCGCCGCCGUUCGGUCCCCCGCCGAAUCCUGCUGCUACCGCCGUCGGGUCGGACCGCCGCCUCCAGUCCCCGCCGAAUCCCGCCACCGCCACCCUCGGGUCGGACCUCCGCCUCCGCCGCACCUUCGGGUUCGCGCCACCACCUCCGCCCUUGGGCUCACGCCACCGCCGCCGCCCCUCGCAGUCGCCACCAGGGCUCGCUGUAGCCACCUCUCGGGCCUCCGCGCCGCCACAGCCGCUACUGUGCCUCCCCGCCGCUGCCACCUUCGAGGCUCGCCGCUGCCGCCCCUCGCAGUGGCCGCUGGGGUUCGCCGCAGCCGCCCCUCGGACCUCCUGCUGCCGCAACCGCUCCUCGUGCCUCCCCACCGCCGUCGCCCUCGAGGCUCGUCGCUACCGCCCCUCGCAGUCGCCGCUAGGGCUCGCCGCAGCCACCCCUCGGGCCUCCAGGGAUGUGGCCGUCGACGCCUCCAGGGCGGCGCUCCGGUGGGCGCUCGCGAGCGCCCGGCGACCCCUGGCUGUCGCGGCACGCGGACCCGGUGCAGCUCUUCCUCGCCGGCGAUAG
Panicum virgatum (switchgrass) is the source of this 738-nucleotide messenger RNA. Its product is annotated as serine/arginine repetitive matrix protein 1-like. The record is from RefSeq and is a predicted model, not a curated record. Lineage: Eukaryota; Viridiplantae; Streptophyta; Magnoliopsida; Poales; Poaceae. The transcript has 2 exons. The coding region runs from base 1 to 738 and encodes 245 amino acids.